Messenger RNA from Cylicostephanus goldi, 252 nucleotides. NCBI's taxonomy places the organism in Eukaryota, Metazoa, Nematoda, Chromadorea, Rhabditida, Strongylidae. The record is from the annotation of a GenBank genome assembly.
CUGUUUGAGAGGCCCGAGUCGUUCGUUUGUUCACUUUGGGAGCGUCGGAAUUCUGCUUUACUUUGUUGUUUCUCAGGAGAUGAACAUACUGAUGAUGUCGAAGUGCAAAGCGGCUUAAAAUCUUCUGGUACAUGCACAGUCUCUGGACUUCCGUCGGCCUCAGCUACAACAUCUAGAGAUGGCGUUGAUCCCAAACGCAAACGCUCGUUUCGGGCUGCUGAAAUCGAAAGCACGGAAAUAUAUGGAAACUGA